Molecule: messenger RNA, 198 nt
Organism: Racocetra fulgida
Lineage: Eukaryota; Fungi; Glomeromycota; Glomeromycetes; Diversisporales; Gigasporaceae
Source: the annotation of a GenBank genome assembly
AUGACAAAAUAUUUUGCAGUAAAUCAUAAAGUCAAUGCUGAAAUUUAUGAUAUUCCGAAUAAACAAGAUGAAAAUGUUAUUGAGAUUAAUUCUAGCGAUUAUGAUGAAGAUCAAGAAUAUCAUGAUGAAAAUCAAGAGCACCAUGAUAUGGUAGUUGAAGAAAAUGAUGAUGUUCUUUGGCAUUUAACUGGUAAUUAA